Paramecium sonneborni is the source of this 750-nucleotide messenger RNA. The record is from the annotation of a GenBank genome assembly. NCBI's taxonomy places the organism in Eukaryota, Ciliophora, Oligohymenophorea, Peniculida, Parameciidae.
AUGAUUGGAUAAAUUUUAGCAUGGCUCUGUUAAUUAAUAGAUAAGUUAAUUACGCAUAUUAACAAAAAAAUAAUGCCGAAAAAGAAAUUAGAAUUAAGACGAUAUCAUUAAAUACCGAGAUCAAUUUCAUUUAGAACAGAGAAAUUGAGAUUAUUAAUUGGAUUAGAAGGUACUUUAGUUUGUACAAGUCCUAUAUUUAUUUCAGGAUGGGAUUGGUUUAAUGUUAAGUAAUAUUGUAAUAAUAUUAUUAUGCAGAUAUCCCUCAGGAGCAACUCAAGAUUUUUAUGUUAAACAUAGACCAUACUUAGAUAUAUUUUUAUUGAGUGUUUCAAAAUAUUAUGAUGUGAGCAUUUAUACAACUAAAAUAUAAGAAUUUGCUGUUCCAAUAAUAAAUAGAUUUUGCAUUCAAUUUGAACAUAAUUUUUACAGAUAAAAGUAAAUUUUAUUUUUCACAUAGUCAUGUGUAUAAUCUCGUCAUAAAAUCAGAAAGGAAAUAAAUAUGACAACAUCAAAUCCUCAUAAUGUGAUAUUUGUGGAUUAUGAUGAGGAUUAAUGUUAAGGUAUAAAUCUUAAACAUUCAUUCAAGCUAAUUUAGAAAAUGCUUAUACAAUAACAUAAUACAAAGGUCAAGAUGAUGAUAUUGAAUUGAAAAAUUUGGAGGAUUUCUUAAUACGAGCUAAAGAUAAGAUGUAGAAACAUAGAGAGGAGGGUCAUAGUGUUUCAAUUUAAGAUGUACUCGAGGAAAUGUGA